AUGGCUACUCGAUCAAGAAAAGUCCAGCCAGCACUCAAAGAAGGGGUGGAAGAAUUUCGUGCCAAGGCUAGUGUUUCCAAAACAUCUUUGUCUCACAAUGCAGAAGCUCCUCCAUCUAGGAAAAGGAAGCUGCAAGAUGUGGCAGUAGCGAAGAAGCCUUGUUCUGCCGGAAAGGAAGAAAAGCCAAACAGCUAUAGAGAGCAACUCUGUAUACCUUCGCCGACCAAGAAGUCACAGAGGUCGAAAUCACCCCAAGGAUCGUACGAAAAGCGGAUGAAGCGUUAUCGAAAGCAAGCGCCGCAUUCGUAUCUGCAGAAACUUCAGAGAGCACAGACUCAAAGAAUGAUCGUCCUGAAACGUACCCGCGCUGGUACGGAGGCCUUUCCCAGUGAGGAUAUCGACCUCGUUGGCUCUACUGGAAAUAUAUACACCGUUACGAUCGGCCAAAUCCCUUCAUGCACCUGUCCUGAUCAUCAGAAAGGAAAUGAGUGCAAGCACAAAGUGUACGUCUUACAUAACGUGCUGAAAGCACCCGAGCAUCUUCAGUAUCAGCUCGCUUUCUUGUCCUCGGAGCUAAGGGACAUAUUUGCGUCAGCGCCAGCUAUACCAACAGAUAUUUCCAGUGCCGAUGACUGUGGUGGCAAGCGGAAGCCAGUUGAGGGUGAAUGUCCGAUCUGUUAUAUGGACUUCGAUGAAGCGCACAAUGAGCUGGUGUGGUGUAAAGCAGCAUGCGGCAACAACAUGCAUAAAUCAUGUUUCGACCAAUGGGCUGCAAGUCAGCGUGAGGUUGGAGUGAAGUGUGUCUACUGUCGUACGCCAUGGCAUGUUGACCCUGGAGAUCUUAAUGAAGUCAAGAAAGCGGGGUCAAUCGGCGCUGAUGGUUAUGUCAAUGUUGGCGAGCAAUUUGGCAUGUCGCAAGCGAGGGAUUAUUCGACGUAUCAUCCGUUCUGGGUCAGGCGGCAUCUUGGGACAGCAUGGUCAAUUCGUUGGUUCCUCCGAGGAGGCAUUCAACACAAGUAUUCCGUACACAAGGAUACAGACGCCAGAAAAUGA
Endocarpon pusillum Z07020 is the source of this 1053-nucleotide messenger RNA. RefSeq lists its product as uncharacterized. The record is from RefSeq and is a predicted model, not a curated record. The transcript has 5 exons. Bases 1 to 1053 code for a protein of 350 amino acids. Gene Ontology annotation, molecular function: ubiquitin protein ligase activity; zinc ion binding. NCBI's taxonomy places the organism in Eukaryota, Fungi, Ascomycota, Eurotiomycetes, Verrucariales, Verrucariaceae.